GACGCCGAAGUAUAAGAAGAUUAAACCUCAAAUCAAAGGUGAUCCUUUCAAAUCAGAAGACGCAGAGCAGCCUGGAUACGAGUACCCCAUGGUUCUUGUUCAGAUUCCUAUGUGCAACGAGAGGGAGGUCUACGAGCAAUCUAUCUCUACUGUCUGCCACUUAGACUGGCCUAAGGACCGGUUGUUGAUUCAAGUUCUGGAUGAUUCAGACGAUGAGAGCAUCCAGUGUUUGAUCAGAGCCGAGGUUUCAAAAUGGAGCCAGCGGGGUGUGAACAUUGUCUACCGCCACCGCCUAGUGAGGACUGGCUAUAAGGCUGGUAAUCUCAAGUCGGCAGCCUAUUUUCAGUUUUGUUUAGCACCUGUGCGAUCUGCCUGUAUUGACUGCUGAUUUUGUGUGUUUCAUUGCAUUAAUUUAUUAUGUUAGUAUUCACAUCAUUUUCAACUGUUUGUUUCUACGUGUAAUAUUUGUUCCUUCUUGCAGGAAGAUCUUUGGAUAGCUGCAUUCCCUGUUGGCACAGAGGUUUGUACGAAAUGCCUUUUCCAUUGCCUUUAAUCAGAGUAUCUCCUUGGUUAACUUUUAUGUUAUUCUUCUUAAAAAUCCUGUUAGUGAUUUGUUGAUUUGAUUCAAGGAGAAUUGGUUUGAAUCUUGUAAUAUACAUUGUAUUUUUGAUUUGCCAGUGGCAUCAUUUGGAUUCUCUUUACAAGAUCAAUUGGGAUUUUUCAAAU
Molecule: messenger RNA, 726 nt
Organism: Nymphaea colorata (pocket water lily)
Lineage: Eukaryota; Viridiplantae; Streptophyta; Magnoliopsida; Nymphaeales; Nymphaeaceae
Product: probable xyloglucan glycosyltransferase 8
Exons: 3
Coding region: 89-388 (99 amino acids)
Cellular component (GO): Golgi apparatus
Molecular function (GO): glycosyltransferase activity
Source: RefSeq, a predicted model, not a curated record